UUACUUUUAAACUCGAUAUAAGUACCUAUUGAAUUAUCUUCGGAUAUGGAACCGUAAGACUAUGAUACCGUUAUCUGCAAGAUUCAUUAAAAAUUGUGUAUUUAGGCGAACGCCGUUGGCAUGACACCGUUGAACCUACUUAUCAUAAGAACGCUAAUUGUAAAAACUGUCUUCUUUUAUCGUGCACAUUUCUUGUACUGAUAAGAUUAGAGUAGUCAUAUGUCCACAUUUAGCGAGCGUACAAGUGCACUAAAUAUUGAGUUUGAAGCAUAACAGUGAUAGUGAAAUGAUUACAUUUAUUACUUAAAACUGUUAAUUCUGUGAAAUGCAGUUAAAGUUGUGUGUUGUGCUCAGUAUUGUUUUAUAAAAAUAUGCUUGAUCCUCGUACAUUUGACGUCAUGCAUAAUCCCAGGCCCGUUGAGGUAGAUCGGCCUCUCAGAAAUAGAUCAUCAUCUUGGACUUCGCGACGUCUCCUCAACGGAUUUUCAAGAUCAGAACCAAGAUACUCGCUGCAAUAUCAGACUGAUGAAAACAGCUACCUACUUCGUUUGAAGAUAAUAGGAGCUUACGCAUUGGCAAAAAAGGAUAUAUUUGGUGCUAGUGAUCCUUAUGUCAGAGUGGAAUUACAAAAAGUCGACGGAGACGUCACGCUCGAAACAUUCCUCACUAAAACCAAAAAGAGGACAUUGAACCCAGUAUGGAAUCAGGAGUUUGUAUUCAGGGUCCGUCCUCAAGAACACAAGCUGCUAAUACAAGUGUUCGACGAGAACCGCCUGACCCGGGACGAUUUCCUCGGUAUGGUGGAGGUGCCGUUAUCGACGGUGCCCUCGGAGACGGCGGCGAACACUCGUCUCACUGGCGUUGAGUAUCCGUUGCGCCCGCGCAGGUCCGUUGCUCGGUCCCGUGUCCGUGGUUACAUAGAGGUCUACCACGCUCUGCUGGGUCGCGGUGUGGGGGAGGAGGGUCAGCAACCCGCCGAGGAUGCCGCCAGGCGAGCAGACGAGGACUGGGAGCUGGUGGAGCCAGUCACGCAACACGGACAAGUGCCACCGGUCAGUAUACACACAGUAAUCUGUUGGCAACCGUCCUGUUUUCCCAGGACAGGUCCUGGGGGCUUAUUAUGUAAUUUUAAAACGUAUCGCAAUCCCUCUGAAAGGUAUAGCGAUUUUUAGAAAUAUAUAACAUUUCGUCAUUUUUAUAAUGAAUGAAUAAGAAUCAAAAUAGAAUCUAACCUAAAUCGAAUCGAAAGAUAGCGGAUAGCAUUUCAGAGAUAUUUUCGUCUAAUGCUUGCCUUGGACACUUCUAAUUAACGAUACGGUUCAUUGAACAUCUUUCUAUAGUUUUUGCUCAACGUAAUGUUUUUGAUUAUCUUUAAAAUGUGAUGUUGAAAGGGAUUCAGAUAGAUUUUAAAACCAGACAAUAAGCCUCCUGGUUAGUUUAGGAUGUCCUGAAUAGUUUUUAAGUCCUGAGGCGGUGUUCAAAACGCGGCGGUGUCGAACAUUUUUUUUAUGAAAUCGAAGCAAGAAUUACUGUAUCUUGUUCUAAACCCGACUAAUCAUUGGGUUCCAACUUCACAUCCUAGUUUUACAAGUUGAGAUUGGCAUCUUCGCAUUCAAAUUACCUCAGUGUCUCAAGACAAGUCUUCGACCAGUGUCUAUUGCGAGACAUUUGAGCGAGACGUAAUCGUUCGCUAUGGGUCUCAUAAGAAGUCUCAAGGUCACUUAGCGGUCAUACGGCGGCAUUAG
Molecule: messenger RNA, 1745 nt
Organism: Diatraea saccharalis (sugarcane borer)
Lineage: Eukaryota; Metazoa; Arthropoda; Insecta; Lepidoptera; Crambidae
Source: the annotation of a GenBank genome assembly